This is a messenger RNA of Dalotia coriaria, 1607 nucleotides long. RefSeq names its product geranylgeranyl transferase type-2 subunit alpha-like. Lineage: Eukaryota; Metazoa; Arthropoda; Insecta; Coleoptera; Staphylinidae. The record is from RefSeq and is a predicted model, not a curated record. Gene Ontology annotation, biological process: protein geranylgeranylation. Gene Ontology annotation, molecular function: Rab geranylgeranyltransferase activity. The coding region runs from base 194 to 1435 and encodes 413 amino acids. Gene Ontology annotation, cellular component: Rab-protein geranylgeranyltransferase complex; cytoplasm. The transcript has 5 exons.
GCAUAAGAUGUUGCCUAGAUCUGUUUAUACAUUCCACAUCUACGUGUGUUCUUAUUAUAAAACUUCAUUACUUCAUUUAAUAGUUGUGUUAAAAUAGUUAAUUUUAAUAUACGCUAUCAUUGAAAAAGUUUUCUUUUGAAUAUUUGUUUUUUUAACGCUUCGUAAUAGUUGCAACUGGGAGAAUUUGUCAAAAAUGCACGGAAGAUUGAAAGUGCGUACAAGUGAGGAGCAACAGCUUAUCAAAGAAAAGCAACAAAAGCAGAAAUUAUUAGCCUAUAGGCAUGGAAUGUUACUCAUUCAAUCCAAAAGGCAUGAAAAGCCUUACGACAAGGAGAGUUUUGCCAUCUGUGCUGGAAUUCUGGAGAAAAAUCCUGAUGUUUAUACAUUGUGGAACUAUAGAAAAGAAGUAAUGCUAACACUGAUUGAUGAUUUGUCAGACAAAACAAAGAAAGUAAAAGAAGAGUUUGUAGAAAAUUUGAAAAACGAUUACGAUGUAUCAGACAAGGGUCUUGUUACCAUUAUUUCUAUGCUUGAUGAUUACUUUAAAGAGAAAUCUGAUGACACUAGCAAUGUGGAAAAUGCUAGAAACAGCUUUAAUAAACACCUGGAAAAUAUAAAAACACAGCAAGCAAUACCUAUCGAAAUCAUCUCAGAUCUAGAAGAGAUGUUUGUGAGGACAUGCACUCUAGAUGAAACCCAAGGGCUUGAUGAUCAGUCAUUGAUUGAGAAACAAUUGGGAUUUUAUUGCAGAUUAUUAAAACUACGUUUGAUUAAAUUAAUGCAGCAAGAACUUGAUUUGACCGAGAGGUGUUUACUCGCCAAUCCGAAAUCAUAUGGUGCGUGGCAUCAUCGUUUCUGGAUUUUACAGCAUCAUCCCAAAGCAGAUUGGCAACAAGAGCUGAAGCUGGUGGAGAAGUAUUUAAAGUACGAUGAACGAAACUUUCACUCUUGGGAUUAUCGAAGAUUACUCCUCAAGAAACUCGGAUACAAAAUUGACGCCGAACUGGAAUUCUCUACUGAUAAGAUAAACGCGAAUUUCUCGAAUUAUUCUUCAUGGCAUUAUCGAAGCACGCUGAAAGAAUUAAACGCCGAGACAUUAGAGGAUGAAUUACGCUUGGUGCAGAACGCUGUUUUUACGGAUCCGUACGAUAGCAGCACGUGGUUUUACCUGCGUUGGGUUUUAAGUAACCGGGCGGUUUCCGAGAAACAUCGCGAAGCUUUGCUAAGCGAUUUCGAGCAAUUGCUGGAAUUGGAGCCUAAUUGCAAGUGGGUUUACAUGGCGAAGUGUUGGAUCGCAGGUAGUCUCUCAUUGUCUAACAAAGAUGCAAUAAAGAAAAACUUAGACGUUUACCGUAAACUGAUGGAAUUAGAUCCGAUGCGGAAAGGUAUGUAUGCGGAUUAUAUUAAAAUAGGCGAGGAAGGUGAUCAAGAAUAGAAUUUAUGGCAGUUUUUGUUAUAACAAGUUUUUGCCUAACGAUUAUUUUUGCUGUCUUCUAGUUUUUAUCAAGUGAUUUACGUAUUGGGUAAUAAUUUUAAUUUGGAUUCAAUCAUCUGUUAUAUUCUCUAUUCGGUUAAAUUAGCAAACACUAAUAAAACAUUAAAUAUAA